Leishmania braziliensis MHOM/BR/75/M2904 is the source of this 2457-nucleotide messenger RNA. It is a transcript of the gene PUF6, whose product is annotated as putative pumilio protein 6. The record is from RefSeq and is a predicted model, not a curated record. NCBI's taxonomy places the organism in Eukaryota, Euglenozoa, Kinetoplastea, Trypanosomatida, Trypanosomatidae. The coding region runs from base 1 to 2457 and encodes 818 amino acids. Gene Ontology annotation, cellular component: cytoplasm. The transcript has a single exon. Gene Ontology annotation, molecular function: mRNA binding. Gene Ontology annotation, biological process: post-transcriptional regulation of gene expression.
AUGUACUCAGAACAGAACUGGAACAAUCACCACGCCGCCGCAGGCGCACAGCGUUUUACGCGUGGUGGCGCCAUCGGCAACACGAACCCUAAUGGCCACGGUGGUGGCUGUGGCUACGAAGUGGUAAGCGCAGCCGCGGCAGGCGGGUACAGCACCGUCCCAGCCGCACACCAGAAGUCUCCACAGCCCACUGGUUUUUAUCCUCCUACGUCCUCGCGCUUCACCCCGAUGGACUUCGAACUGUUCAUCAACAGCAACCGUGAUCCCACUGAUGAGAUGCGUCGCUCACAUGAGUACUACUACUGGUACCACAGCAAGCAACCUCACGACCUGCGCGCGCCAGCGCCGCUGCCCUCUCUGGAUGUGCAGGAAACACUCACCAACAUGGAGACGCCGUGGGAGGAGGUGAGUACUAUGCCAUCCGCUACUGUUGCUCGGGCAGGUGCUGCUGGUGGCUUGGGGCGCAAGAUGGGUGGUAAGAACCUCGCCCUCGACGCCAAAGAUCUCUGCGAAACGCAGGAGGUGCAGGCCAUCAACCCGUAUGGUCACAGCCUCAUCACUGAGAGCAACAUGAUGAGCCCCAGCACGCAGUUCUUUGCGGCGUACGCCCCAACACCGCUGGCAAUGGCAACUCCCAGCACCCUCCGCGCCUACGCACACGGUCACUUGCCCAUGCCGUCCUCCAACAACUGUGGCACCUACGAGAGCGAGGUGGCGGGAGGCGCCACGUACGGCCGCGGCGGGCCUACCGCGAAGAGCAUCGCCUCGCAGCAGUACUACACUCAGGAGCCGAUGAGCACCUUUGGCCUCUACAGCACCGGAGUGGAGGCCGGGUCAAACUACUACGACGCCACGCAGGGCAGCAGCAGCAACGGGCUUGGCGCUGGCCACAGCAAUGCUUACCAGCUCAUGGAAGGCAUGGGUGAGUUAGACCCAGCCAUGGUGUACACUCAGCCCGGGACGGACAGCGGCUUCCAGAGUCGCGGUCCCAGCCGGGGCGGCAAUCGUCGUUACAAUAACUCCGGCGGUGGGGGUCGGCGUGUUGGCCGCGGCAACUACCGUGGCGGGCGUAGCGCUGGGGGUAUGGGCAACAUGGAGGGUGGCGGUGGUCCGAACAGCCACCGCUUCGUUGGCUCGGAGAAGCUGCACAUGUUUCGUCACGACGUGGCGGAGCAGAAGACGUCCCAGUGGCGCCUGGAGGACCUCAAUGGCUACGCUGUGGAGUUUGCUAAGGACCAAGAGGGCAGCCGCUUCAUCCAGAGUGCCGUGGACUCGGCCAGUCCCGAGUCGCUGGACAUCCUUUUCCAUGAGAUCUUCGAGGCGCCGCUGGAGCUGGUGACGGACAUCUUUGGUAACUACGUUCUGCAGAAGCUCUUGGACAAGGGCAACACGCCGCAGCUCACAUUUGCGGCGGAGCGGAUGUGUGGUCACGUGGUAGAACUCACCAUGCAGACGUACGGAUGUCGGGUGAUUCAGAAGUGCAUCGAGGUGAUGCCGCCGGCUGGCCUGGACAUUAUUCUCGCCGAGCUCAAAGACAACGUGGCAAAGUGCAUCCAGGACCAGAACGGCAACCACGUCAUCCAGAAGUGCGUUGAGGUCAUUCCACAGCAAUGCGGCUUUAUCAUUUCUGCCUUCUCGGGUCGAGUGAUGGAGUUGGCGACGCAUGCGUACGGCUGUCGGGUGAUUCAAUGUAUCAUGCAACACUGCCCCGAACAAGAGGAUACCAUCUUUAACGAGCUACUCAAGGCGGUCGACGUGCUGGCGAAGGAUCAGUACGGCAACUACGUGAUUCAGCAUGUUCUGCAGAACGUGAAGGAUGAGAACAAGAUUGAGUCCGUCUACGCGGCGCUGAAGCCCAAGUUCUUUUACUUGAGCAAGCAGAAGUUUGCCUCGAACGUGAUGGAAAAGCUUUACGCCCGCUCGAGCCCUGAAAACCGCAUGGCAAUUGUGGAGAUGAUGUGUGCCGACUUCCCCGCCAAGGCUGACCACGUGGAGAUAGUUGCCUUCAAGCGGUCAACGACAAAGACAGCGGCGAUAGUGAGCGCGGAAGAGGGCACGUGGCCACCGACGAGGAACAACGCCGAUGGCACGGUAAAAGAGGUGAAGGAGAAGAACCGCGAGGCGAAGGAUGCAGCGAUGGGCAUCAUUGAGGAGGCGGUCUCGGUGGGCCUCGGCCAGCCCAGUAUGCUCUGCCUCAUGAUGAGCGACCAGUACGCUAAUUACGUGGUGCAGCGCGUCCUGGACGCGUCCGAGGUGGACCAGUUUGUGAAGCUCGUCGACAACAUCGAGAAGUACAUUCUGCCAAUUCGCACCUACACCUACGGCCGUCCCAUUGUGCAGCGGCUUUCUCGCCGUAAGCUGGUGCUCGCCCCGGGCGACGAGGCGGGAGAAGCAGGUAACAACAGCGUGAAUAACCACAAUCACAACGAAGGCCGUAUCAACUACCAUCGCCGCUGA